Messenger RNA from Hippopotamus amphibius kiboko, 4431 nucleotides. RefSeq names its product SET domain bifurcated histone lysine methyltransferase 2 (gene SETDB2). Bases 908 to 3733 code for a protein of 941 amino acids. Gene Ontology annotation, biological process: negative regulation of gene expression; heterochromatin organization. Gene Ontology annotation, cellular component: nucleus. Gene Ontology annotation, molecular function: DNA binding; zinc ion binding; histone H3K9 methyltransferase activity. The transcript has 22 exons. The record is from RefSeq and is a predicted model, not a curated record. Lineage: Eukaryota; Metazoa; Chordata; Mammalia; Artiodactyla; Hippopotamidae.
UGUCCGACUCCUCCCAUUUAGGGUUCGCGUUAGGCAGGCCUGGACCUUAGGAAUUGGGCCGUCUUCCCUCCCCGGCUGAGGCGAGGCGGGACUGUUGUUGCCGAGGUGAGGUCUAGUAAAUGGUGAAGUACUUCCUGGCCAGGGGGCACCUGGCGCCGUGGGGUCUCGGUGGCGUAGAGUGGGAGAGGAGCCCGACCCGCGAGGGAACCCAGCCUCGCCACCGGAGCGGGCAGAGCGCAGCCCUCAGCUCUGGCGGGCGGCGUGGAAAGCGCAGUCAAGCCAGUGUAACCAAGGCACGGCCGUGGGUGACCCUCCCGACGGCUUUUUCGGCCCAGCACCCGGGAACGCUUGCGGAGCUCUCGGCCGCGUGGAGGGGACCGCUGGUGCCCUGAGCUCUCAACCCCCAUUUCAGUCUCCCGUCAGCCGGUGCACACCUUCCUGUGCGGUGAUUCCUAAGCAGCUGGGAACCCGAGGCUGUAAGGGGGCUGCGGGAAAUGGACUGCAGUCCAAAAUCCAGAAGCAGAACUUGAAGGUUUAACCACUGACCCAUUUCACAGAAUGUUGCGUGCAUUCAUGGACCAAAAGAUGGAGUUGGUUUUUAUUUUUAAAAAGAUAUUGUCAAUGAUCUGAUACGACUAUAAGUAUUCGCUUGAUGAAGAUGCAUGGACUUGUCAUUAAGUUGGACUAGUGAUCAUUUCUGAAAGUUUCUUCAACCACAAUUUCUAUUUGAAAAUUCAAGUAUCAAAGAAUUUUUGGUUUAGAAUCAUAUAAUGAUGUAUUUUCUCUGAGUACUGACAAUUUCAUAGAGACCACAGUUGGAUUCCAGUUAUAUUCUACAAUCAAAGUGAUUCAGUUCUUUGAUAAAGUUUAUUUUGAAGAAUUUUAUGUUUGUAAACGACACCAAAAGAUGGGAGAAAAAAAUGGUGAUGCAAAAUCUUUCUGGAUGGAGCUAGAAGAUGAUGGGAAAGUGGAUUUCAUAUUUGAACAAGUGCAAAAUGUGCUGCAGUCACUGAAACAGAAGAUCAAAGAUGGGUCUGCCACAAAUAAAGAAUACAUCCAAGCAAUGAUUCUAGUGAAUGAAGCAACUGUAAAUAACAGUUCAACAUUGAUAAAGGAUCAUUUGUCUGUGAUCCAGAAUGCACAGGAAAACAAAUCAAGUUCGCUGCCCUCUACAUCAUAUGAAGACCCCUUUCCAGAAGACUGUACCUCUCUAUCUACAGUAAAUAAAGAAAUUCCCCCUCUGGAAAAUAAAGUUGGAGACUUCAGAGAAAAAGAAUCAUCAUCAAAUUUAUCCUACCAAAAGCAUGACUGCUCUGGUGCCUGUCUGAUGAAAAUGCCACUUACCUUCAAGGGAGAAAACCCUCUGCAGCUACCAAUCAAAUGCCACUUCCAAAGACGACAUGCGAAGACAAACUCUCAUUCUUCAGCACUCCACGUGAGUUAUAAAACCCCUUGUGGAAGGAGUCUACGAAACAUGGAGGAAGUUUUUCGUUACCUGCUUGAGACAGAGUGUAACUUUCUAUUUACAGAUAACUUUUCUUUCAAUACCUAUGUUCAGUUGACUCGGAAUUACCCACAGCAAGAAGAAAUUGUUUCUGAUGUGGAUAUUAGCAAUGGAGUGGAAUCGGUGCCCAUUUCUUUCUGUAAUGAAAUUGACAAUAGAAAGCUUCCACAGUUUAAGUACAGAAAGACUAUGUGGCCACGAGCAUAUUAUCUAAACAGCUUUUCCAACAUGUUUACUGAUUCAUGUGACUGUUCUGAGGGCUGCAUAGACAUAACAAAAUGUGCAUGUCUUCAACUGACAGCAAAGAAUGCUAAGACUUGCCCCUUGUCGAGUAAUAAAAUAACCACUGGAUAUAAAUAUAAAAGACUGCAGAGACAGAUACCUACUGGCAUUUAUGAAUGUAGCCUGUUGUGCAAGUGUAAUCGACGAAUGUGUCAAAACCGAGUUGUCCAGCAUGGACCUCAAGUGAGGCUACAAGUGUUCAAAACUGAGAAGAAGGGAUGGGGAGUACGCUGCCUAGAUGACAUUGACAGAGGGACGUUUGUUUGCAUUUAUUCAGGAAGAUUACUAAGCAGAUCUAACACUGAGAAACCUGAUGCUAUUGAUGAAAAUGGAAAAGAAGAGAAUAUUAUGAAAAAUAUGUUUUCAAAAAAGAGGAAAAUAGAAGUUGCAGAUUGUGAGGUUGAAGUUAUCCCAUUAGAACUGGAGACACAUCCUAGAAGUGCUGUGACUGAGGAAUGUCCACCUAAGCUCAAUAAUAAUUCCAAAGAGCCUAUUAUAGAAAUGAAAUAUAACAGUAUUUCAAGAAUUCAGUAUCAUUCAGUCAUUAGAAGUCCUAAAACCAAGACGGCCAUUAUUGAACACAAUGGGAAAAAGAUGGGAUUUACUUCCUCAGAGUCUAUCACAUCAGAAGAUAAUGGUGGAUUUAAACCAACUCAAGUACAUCUGAACUCUAAAGCCAAGGAAAUGAGAAGUGUCUUUCAGGUUGCAGAAAGGUUGCAAAAAAGGAUAUGCGCGCUCUGUCCCAAAGGCCUCGAGUGUAGUGUCCUGUACUUUGCACAGUCAGAGAAUAUAGCUGCUCAUGAAAACUGUUUGCUGUAUUCCUCAGCACUUGUGGAAUGUGAGGAUCAUGACCCGUGUAAUCAUGAUAGAAAUUUUGAUGUGGAAUCAGUAAAGAAAGAAAUCAGGAGAGGAAGGCAGUUGAAAUGCACAUUUUGUGGGGAAAAAGGAGCCACCGUGGGAUGUGAUUUAAAAUGCUGUCACAAGAGUUACCACUUUUUCUGUGCCAAGAAUGACCACGCAGUUCUACAAGCUGACGGAUCUGAAGGAACUUAUAAAGUGUUGUGCCAACAACAUGCGGACACUCAAAAUGACCUACUCUCAGUGAAGCCUUUGUCCGGUGCCUUCCAUUCUCACUGCAGUCAGCAGCCCAAACCAAGAUACGGAAAAAGCAAAAGGGGAAGGAAAAAACGUCUCUCCACGAGCAAUUAUGUACAGGACCCGAACGUAGAACAGUACACGAAGGCUGCAGCAGCCGCUGAGAAUGCAAUCCAGUGCUACCAUGUCAUCUAUGACAAGAAAAAAAAAGCUACUAUCCAGACAUCACUGGAUCGUUUUUUCAAGAGGGUAGAUAGAAUUGAAUCCAGCAAGGAACCAGAACCUGUGUCAUCAACCUCAGGCGUGAGUGACAUUGCAGCUUGCCCUCCAUUGCUGACAAUCCUUCAGCUCUACCAUCUCCCGCCUCCUCUCCCUCCUCCAGUCAGUAACUCUUCUUGCCUGCUCACUCCAUGCCAGCCCCUGUGUGCCAGCUGUUGUACUGUACUACUGUACCCACCUGGAAUCAGAAUGGCACUGGAUAGGAAGGAAAAGGAUGUCAGACACACAGAUGCAAUUGUGAAAGUUGCUUUUCUUAAGAAAUGUAAAGAAGCGGGUCUCCUUAAUACUUUAUUUGAAGAAAUAUUAGACAAACUUCAUUUGAUUCAGGAAAGACUCACGGAUGAGAGCACUUCAGAUUCAGACUAUGAAGAAAUUGGGACUUCACUUUUUGACUGUAGAUUGUUUGAAGACACAUUUGUAAAUUUUCAAGCAGCAAUAGAGAAUAAAAUUCAUCAAUCUGAAGAAAGGCAGCGGCAGCUGAAGGAAGAGAUUGAGCUACUUCAGGACUUGAAACAAACCUUGUGCUCUGAGCUUCAGUCAAGUUCUACUUCAGAUUCUUCUCUGUCUUCUUAAGAAUGACCAUUUUCUAAGCCAGGAAUCAAGCACAGCUGCAAACAGGCUGAGAGCUGGAGACAGGCCUGUGAAAGCCACACAUCUUCAGCACUAGGCCCCUCAUGUCCCUCUGGUCCUCAAACUUCGAUCCUCACCAGCUCUUACCUGUUCUUGCUGAUUGGCAUCUUAUGCUUUUUACUGCCUCCUCCUCCUCAUCUCACUUCUACCUCUCCCCUCCAAUAAAGUAUUUCUCAGAUUCUACUUAAGUAAACUGGACCAUGCCUCCCAUCGCUCUAAAAUCCUUUGAUGGCCUCCAACCCCCCCCCCCCAAACCAGUGAGCUAAGUGGAUUCCAGGUGCUCCUGCCCCAGGGCCUUUGCACAUCCUGCUCUGAAGUCUUCACUGCUCCUCCUGCAGCUCUCCUCCUACCUAUGCCAUCUGAGAGUACUUUCUCUUCAUAUCCCUUCUUGGUGUAAGCCAUCAAAUCAUACAUCAAACCACUGGAGUGUAAGCAGUCUGAGGGCAGAUACUAUUCCUGUGUUUUCCUCCCUGUCACAUCCCCAGCAGCUAGCAUGUUCAAUAAAUGUUGAAUAAGUGUAUAAACUGUUUUUGAGACUAGUUCCAGCCCACAAUGCUUCUUUGAUAAAAUAAAUUUGAAUAUUAUACCUGUACCAAACGUACCUGUCUGCUUUUUAAAUUUCUCUUCAGCCAUAGUCACCA